GUAAUUUCUUUCUCUGCGUUUUCAUCUUACAAAUCCAUUUACCUACUUGCAGGUGUCCAAGCGUGGAGCAGGAAAGAAGCAUAACUGAACAUGGUUACAGGUUAAAUGCAUCUAGAAAAACUUGCUACUACAUGUGAACUAAUCAAUUUUCAGGAUAAUACUAGAGAUCUUUUAAUGAUCUUACCUGCCAGUGCUACUGCUACUACACGCGAACUCACAACAGCCUGACAUUUUAAAACAUAAAUAGAUGUCUACAAGAAAGUUGACCUCUUCUGAUCAAGGACAGAAGGCUGGCUGUGACAACAAGAUGGACAUGGUCUUUCUCAAAGGCCUCUCUUUGCCCAUAUGUGCAGAAGCCGGCCGGCCGGCGGAUGGUUAAACUAACCAUGUGAAAUGUGAAGCUACGAUGGUUCCAAUAGACAGCAACAUACUGUACGAUGUAGUUGCUGUCUUCACAUGGAAUGGAUGGAUGGCGUAGGAAAUGAUAUACCCACUUCAAAUCCAAGAUAUUGUCACUGCACCAUCAGGAACAGCAUACACUCCACUAUGGCUGCCACACCGGAGGAGUUGUUGGGCCUCGCCGAGCCUGCACCACUGUCCCCCUCCCUCUUCCUCGACCUUCCUCCAACGACCCAUGGUGACUCACAGAAUGACCUGGCCCUGGAAUACAUUUCGCGCAUGCUCACGGAGGAGGACAUCGUCGACAAGUUCUUCUACCAGUACCCUGACCACCCGAAGCUCCUGCAGGCGGAGCAGCCCUUUGCCGAGAUCCUCGCCGACACCUCAUCAUCCGCCGCCCAGGAGUCCUUUGCCUCCUCCACCUCCAUAUUGAUGCCCAGCCAAGGAAACAACACGGACUUCAUGGUCUCCGGGUGCCAGGUACAGGAUCCAGUCUUCUUGAACGGCACAGGCACGGUGGAGCCCAAUAGUAUGGUGUUUCCCAGCGAGAGCAGCACCAGCAUGAACAUGCUGUCGAGCAUGGAAUUCUUCAAAGGCAUGGAGGAGGCCAACAUGUUCUUGCCCACAGACGAUGUGAUGGUGGAUGGUAGGGGGCGUAAGAAGAGGUCUGGCAUGGAUGGUGAGGCGGAGGCGGGCUUGGGCAGGAGCAGCAAGCAAAUAGUGCUGCUGCUGCAUAGUACUACUACCUUGGAGGAGGAGGAAGCCACCGCGCUGGAGAUGUUGGACCGGCUCAUCCUCAACGGCUACGAAGCAUGCCCGAGCGAGAUGCAGGAGGUAGUACGUGUCACCUGGGAAGACAAGGAGGACAAGGCAGCACGGCAGAGCAUCUCCAGGCGUGGGAGGCGCGGGGCGAGGCAUACAGUGGUGACUGACCUAGAGACUCUGCUGACCCGCUGUGCAGAAGCAGUGGUCAGCAACGACGUGCGUGGCGCGGGCAAGCUGCUGGAGCGGAUCAAGUGUCACUCGUCGCCGACGGGGGACGCUAGGCAGCGGCUGGCGCACUACUUCACCCAGGGGCUGGAGGCACGGCUGGCUGGCACGGGGAGCCGACUGUACAGAUCGCUCAUGGGGAAGCGCACCUCAGCCGUGGAGCUCAUCAGGGCCUACCAUCUGCACACGGCCGCGAGCUGUUCGAUCAAGGUGGGGUUGCUCUUUUCCACCAACACCAUCUACAAGGCCGUUGCAGGGAGGAGGAAACUGCACAUUGUGCACUACGGCAUCAGCACCGGGUUUCAGUGGCCGGACUUGCUCGGGUUACUGGCGAAUAGGGAGGGUGGGCCACCAGAAGUGAGGAUCACCGGCAUCAACACCCCUCAGCCCGGGCCCUGUCCGGCUGCACUAAUGGAGGAGGCAGGGCACCGGCUCAACAAUUACGCAAGCCAGUUCGGCGUGCCAUUCAAGUUCCACGCCAUCGCAUCCAAGCCGGAGGAUGUCCGGGCUGAGGACCUGCACAUCGAUCCAGAUGAGGUCCUGGUCGUGAGCAGCCUAUACGAGUUCAGGACCUUGAUGGACGAGAGCCUCACCUUUGACAUGGUAAGCCCAAGGGACAUGGUACUCAAAACUAUCAGGAAGAUGAGGCCGUCUGUGUUCAUCAGUUCCGUCGUCAAUGGACCAUACAGCGCGGCGUUCUUUAUGACGCGGUUCCGCCAUGCGCUCUACUACUUCACGGCGUUGUUCGAUGUUAUGGAGACCACCGUCCCAUGGGAUGGCGACAAGAGACUUCUGGUGGAGCGGGACAUACUUGCACGGUCCGCCAUAAACAUGAUCGCCUGUGAAGGCACAGACCGGGUGGAGCGCCCUCAGAACUACAAGGAGUGGCAGGCGCGGAACCAGCGAGCGGGGCUAAGGCAGCUGCCAUUGGACCCUGAUAUUGUUCUGAUUCUCAAGGACGAAGUGAAGAAUCGGUACCACAAGCAUUUCAUGAUCUGCGAGGAUCAUCGGUGGCUUCUGCAAGGAUGGAAAGGCCGGGUGCUCUAUGCCCACUCCACAUGGGCAGCUGCUGAUGCUACUGGUUCUCUAGUGUGAUGGACUGAAAGUACCGAUAGACACGACCUCCAUCAGUGUUUGAUGGUCUGUUGUAGUACCAGAAGUGUGUUUGCUCCUCUUUUGUAUCUGUAACUUAGUAACAGAAACCAUUAUCAGAUUGUCUGAGUGGCCCCUGUUUGUUCUAAGCUGCUGUGAGCACACAUAUAUCUGUUUAAUAAACAUGUACAGUUGCCAUGAUACUAUGUGGAAUCCCUGCAUGACAACAUCCAAAUAGUGCCUAUGCAUUAUAUCUGUCUACACAAAAUAACAUCCUAAUAGCCAGUCAUAUGCGAACAGUGAGCAUGGAUGAGAUGCUCAGGUUCUUUGUGGUGAAACCAGCCCACCAGAGAUAAAUUCUUAGACUUGCCACUGGCGCUCGCUUUUCCUGAAUUUAUUUCAGGCUUUGUUCGUUCAGUUUUCAUAGUGCCUUUUGUGUCAGGUUGCAGAUUCAGUUUAUGCAGACUUAUCUCAUAGUGCUUUUUGUGUUUAUUGAAUUCUGGGGGGUAAUGUGUCUGGCAUUUUUGUCAGUUUUCUAUGCUGAUUAAGGGGAUUAUGAGACCUACUCAGGGUUUUUUUCUCAUGAGAUGUAAUCAGUUCUAUGCAGAUUCAGUUAAGUGUGUUUUUCCUGGGAGGGCAUUUAGUGUAUGUAUUGUUAUCUUCUUUCUCAGCAGCAGUUAGGGAGAAUUCCUCCAAAUAUGUUAUGCCAUAAUACAUCCCUCCGUUCCUAAAUGUAAGUCUUUUUGAAGAUUCCACUACAAACUACAUACAGAUGUAUAUGGACAUAUUUUAGAGUGUAGAUGCACUCAUUUUGCUCCGUAUGUAGUCCAUAGUGGAAUCUCUACAAAGACUUAUAUUUAGGAACGGAGGGAGUAGAUAAUAGUAUAACAAGCAGUAAUGCAGGGGGCGAUGCAGGAGAAUAGUGGCUUCAUGAUCCUCAGGUCAUUCAGUAUGUGUUUGUUACCUUUUUUUCUCAGCAGUAGCAAGGAGGGAGCUCGCACAUUACAUGUGUUUAGAUCUUAGUGAAUGAUUCUAAUGGCAGCCAGUUCCUUUGUAUUUCCUUAUUUAGAGAACGGGUUUGCUGCAGGACACGAUGUCUGCACUUUCUUGUUUAAUAUGUUCCUGCAGUGUCCUCUGAAUGUUUUUUAUGCGAACUUUUGUUUCAAGGGGUGUUUAUAUUUGAUUAGUACUUAAUCAUUUUGAGGCAACGUCUCACUAGCAUAGUAAUGUUUAUAUGGUUCUGUUGGCCUUAUUCUUUGGCUGUUCAUUACCUAUGCUGCUAGUAAAUCUCCCAUUUUACAUUCCAUCUAUCCGCUACAUAACAUGUGCUUUUUUGUUUCUGCAGAAAGGUCUAGGGACUCUACGGCUCAGAGCCUCAGAGGUCAUCGAGCGGUGGCUACCAACCCAACUACGACCCUUCUUCCUUUGCGCUUCCUUUUUAUUUCCCUCCAGGACUCCAGGUUGGACAUACUCAUUCUUGGCAUCCUGCAAAUUUGCAACCAUUUAACAUUUUUUGUUCAUACUCAGCCAAAAGUAUAUAUUGUGAACAUGCUGAUCAAGGGCAUCCUGAAAGAUUUGAGCAUUACUACAUUAGUAAUUUUGAUUGGCAUAACUCUGUAAUCUUUAUUUCAGUCAAAUUCAGUUUUGUCCUCUUCUUAGUCUCAAGUUCAUUUAGUUUUACUUCUUUACUUUCUUAUUUAUGUCUUCAGUACUUGUCAUUUUUAGCUUGGAUUCCUCAGUUUAUAGUAUUUUUUUUCUUCAGUCAAUUUUGUUUACAAGUUUUCAGUCCCUUCUUUUCGGGCAUUUCUUGUUAUGAUAUUCUUAACAUUUAAUUCAUCUUAGUUUCUUAACAUUUGUUUUUCUUAACGUUUAAUUCGGUUAUCUGCGUCCUGACAUUUUUUUGCAGACCUUUAGUCAUUUGUUUAUAUUCAAUUAUGUACAGUUACUUUUUGUAUUAUUCAGUUUGAAUUUUGUUCAGUUUUUGUUUGCAUUAUCUCUUAGGUUUAUUUCUUGAGUCAUUAUUCAGCGUUCUUUCUUCAUUACUCAUUCGCACAUUUUUUGUUCUUUCCACUGCUUGAAGUGAUUGCGACAACUACGAAGGCUCAGGAACAGCCCUGAAAAAACACAGUAAGAGAGUCCAAUCUCUGAAAUAUACCAUUUGAUCUCCUAAGUAGUAGUAGUAGUAGUAGAAGGCUUGGCAGUGGUCCAAAUCUUGCACAUUUACGGGGAAAGGUACACGAUGAAUUUUCGGAGUCUAUAGGGGAAGAUUCCACCAGCCCCGUAUUUCUUCAGUUCAAUUCAGUGUUCUUCUUUUAGUCAUAUUCAGUGUUAUUUUGUACAGUCAUAUUCAUUGUAUUGUACUUACAUCCACUCAGUUUUCCCCUUCUAAAUGAAAAGGCAACCCACCUCAUUUUCCC
Triticum urartu is the source of this 4898-nucleotide messenger RNA. The record is from RefSeq and is a predicted model, not a curated record. Lineage: Eukaryota; Viridiplantae; Streptophyta; Magnoliopsida; Poales; Poaceae.